Halichondria panicea is the source of this 1972-nucleotide messenger RNA. RefSeq names its product deoxynucleoside triphosphate triphosphohydrolase SAMHD1-like. The coding region runs from base 55 to 1788 and encodes 577 amino acids. Gene Ontology annotation, cellular component: nucleus. Gene Ontology annotation, molecular function: dGTPase activity; protein binding. The record is from RefSeq and is a predicted model, not a curated record. Gene Ontology annotation, biological process: dGTP catabolic process. The transcript has 14 exons. NCBI's taxonomy places the organism in Eukaryota, Metazoa, Porifera, Demospongiae, Suberitida, Halichondriidae.
GUAGAGGGGUGUGUCAACAAAGAGUAACCUGAUCUACUGUCCAAAGCUUCAGCAAUGGCCAAGAGAAGACGGCACGGUGUAGUAGAGGCCCCUACACUAGAGGAGCUCAUCUCUCCUGUGCAGCAGGCAAAGAAGCGUCGCCUGGAGGAGAAGUCUCCUGGUGCCUGGAGUGUGGAGGAGGUCACACACUAUCUGAGCAGAGCAGGCUUGGAUGAGUCAGUAGCCAAGGCCUUCAGAGAUCACUCUAUUAGUGGUCGCCACUUGCUGGGAUUGACAUCAGUAGAGUUGCAAGAGAUGGGAAUUGGAGCUUUGGGUCAGCGUAAAGAGCUGCUUUCUCUCAUCAACUCUCUCAGCAGAAUAAGUCUGUCAGGUCAUGAGAAGGUGUUCAACGAUCCCAUCCAUGGACAUAUUGAAAUCCAUCCUCUUAUGGUUAAGAUAAUAGACACUCCACAGUUCCAGCGUCUGCGCAAUAUCAAGCAACUAGGAGGUUGCUAUUACGUGUUCCAAGGAGCAUCGCACAAUCGCUUUGAGCACUCUAUUGGAGUUGGUUACCUUGCUGGAGAGUUGGUCUCCAUGCUACAAAGCAAACAACCUGAGCUCAAUAUCUCUCAACAAGAUCUCCUCUGUGUCAAGAUAGCCGGCCUUUGCCAUGACCUGGGUCAUGGUCCAUUCUCACACAUGUUUGAUGGCAGCUUUAUCCCUCAGGCCAUCCCUGGCAGCCAUUGGAAGCAUGAGGAAGCCUCUGUGAUGAUGUUUGAGUAUUUGCUGAGCAGUAAUAACCUUCACUCUGAGUUUGAGGGUUAUGGUUUAGGAGAGAGAGAUGUGUUGUUCAUUAAAGAACAGAUAGCUGGGCCAAGAGAGGGUCAUAGUCCAAUCAAGGACUGGCCCUAUAGUGGAAGACAUGAGGAGAAGAGCUUCCUGUAUGAGAUAGUGGCCAAUAAGAGGAAUGGAAUUGAUGUUGAUAAAUGGGACUAUUUUGCUCGAGAUUGUCAUUGUCUGGGCAUUCCAACAAACUUUGACCUCCGUCGCUUCAUGGCCUUUGCAAGGGUCAUAGAGGUCAAACAUCGGAAGCAAAUCUGUACACGAGACAAGGAAGUGGGCAACUUGUACGAGAUGUUCCACACUCGCAACUCUCUCCACAGAAGAGCUUAUCAACACAAGACCUCCAACAUUAUUGAAUACAUGCUGACAGAGGCACUUUUAAAGGCUGACCCCCACCUAUAUCUGCGGGGGGUCAACGGGAGUGUGCGUAUGUCAGAGGCUAUCCACGAUCCUGUAGCCUACACUCGUCUCACUGACAGUGUUACACAGAGGAUCCUAGAGUCCACAGAGCCAGCACUACAAGAGUCACGAGAUAUUCUUGCUAAGAUAGAGCGGAGGGAACUGUACAAGUGUGUGGGACAGACAGCUCCACCUUCAGGUGUUUACUUGAGCAAGGAUACUUCAAGUCAACUAGCCACAGACAUCAUUGAUAGUCUGAUGGGUGUUUGCCCUUUGACCUCUGCUGACCUUGUAGUGGACCUAGUGACCUUUGAUUAUGGCAAAGGAGAUGAGAAUCCGAUUGAUUAUAUGAGUUUUUAUUCCAAACAUGAGCCAGAGCAUGCCAUCAAGGUGCGCAAGGAUCAAGUGUCUGAGAUGCUCCCUCACAAGUUCAGAGAGCAAAUAGUUCGUGUGUACUGCAAGAGACUGGACAAGGCCAGUCUGGAGGCUGCUCAGAGGUAUUUCCUGGCCUGGUGUAGGAAGCUGUCCUGUGUUACACCCGAGUUGUGUAUUGCAGGGCUCUCCUGAGGAGAAUGACUUCACACCGUAUGGUACUCCCUACACUACACCACUCAAGUCAGAGGACAACACAACGCCAGUUAAUGCUGGGUCAGCAGUUAGACAACUAUUCUCAAAGAUUGCAUCUCACAAACAAUAACAAUUAGCUUAGUUUUUUCAAUGUUAAAAUCGUCUAACAUUAUUCUUAACAUUA